Dalotia coriaria is the source of this 1837-nucleotide messenger RNA. Its product is annotated as fatty-acid amide hydrolase 2-B-like. The record is from RefSeq and is a predicted model, not a curated record. The transcript has 9 exons. NCBI's taxonomy places the organism in Eukaryota, Metazoa, Arthropoda, Insecta, Coleoptera, Staphylinidae. Gene Ontology annotation, cellular component: endomembrane system. The coding region runs from base 185 to 1747 and encodes 520 amino acids.
UCAUUUGAGUGCGCGCCGAGCAUACGAGAGAGUGAAAUUGUGUUUGUUCCGUGUUGAGAAGGAAAGGAAGACAAACAAAGUGCAACUCUCUGCACAUUACAUUUUGUGCAUUCGGCUGCGGUGAAAUUAUUAUAACAUAGCCAGUCAUAACAUACUCACUCGAUAUAAUCGUCAUCACAAGGCAAUGGGCAACGCCACUGAGGGAUUAGUGUGUGUGCAGUAUCGUUUGAUAGCUGCUAUAUUUGUUUUUCUUUAUUAUGUGUAUAAUGUAAUCGCUGGAUUUGUCUAUGGUGAUACCACACCUAAAAAACUCCCGAGAACAGAAAAUGAUAUUUUUAAGAAAAGCGCAACACAAUUAGCAAGAGAAAUUCGUCAAAGAAAAAUCACCAGCACAAUUGUUGUAUCGGCGUUUAUCGAGCGUCAGAAACAAGUGAACCCUAUUAUCAAUGCUAUCGUCGCUGACCGCUAUGACGAUGCAUUAUUUGAAGCAAAGGAAGUGGAUAAAUUCCUUGCUGAAACUACAAAAACUGAAGAUGAAAUAGCAAAUGAUAAACCUUUACUUGGCGUACCUGUUACCAUCAAAGAAAGUUGUUCUGUAAAAGGAUUGAAUCUUGUGGUUGGUGCCCGUGAGCGUAUUGGCAUCAAAGCAGAAGAAAAUGGCGCAGCUGUACAAAAAUUAGUAAAUGCAGGAGCUAUUCCAUUGUGUGUCACAACAACGCCUGAAUUUUGUCUAAGCACCGAAACAAAUAAUUUAGUCACCGGUAAAACCAACAAUCCAUAUAAUGUUAAUUAUGCAUCUGGGGGAUCGUCAGGUGGUGAAGGCGCUAUUAUUUCUUCAGCCGGAAGUGUAAUUGGUAUUGGGUCAGAUUUAGCAGGUUCUAUAAGAAUACCAGCAGCGUUUUGUGGUAUUUUUGGUCAUAAACCAUCUACAGGUCUUGUUGAUUUAGUUGGUCACGUUCCAUAUUCAGAAGAAGUAAUUUUCCAAAAAAUGUUAACCAUUGGACCAUUAUGCAGAUAUGCAGAAGAUCUCCUACUCAUGACUAAAAUAUUAACAGAAAAUAAUUCUUUGUUGCAACUGGAUGAUCCUGUGAAAUUGAGUAAUUUAAAAAUGUAUUACAUGGUUGAUGGCGGAAGCUGCUUUGGAUCAAUGGGUGUACACAAAAAAAUCAAACAACGUAUUCGUGAUGCAGUUGACCACUUCCGCAAAACAUGGGAUUGUGAUAUGAGUGAUUGCAAGUUUGAUGAAGUGCAAUAUACAAACGAAGCAAAUCUCACUUUCAUGUUGAGUUUUGAUGAUAAACAAUAUAAUCCAAACUUAAGUAUUCUCUUCCAAUUGUUAAAAACAAUAUUUGGCAAAGCAGAUAUUUCAGCUGCACGUUUAUUCUACUUAUGUGUAAAAAAUGACAAGUUUAUAAUGCCUAACGACGUGGAAAAAAUGAAACAUUUCGUUGACUUCCUGGCGGAUAAAAUAAAUAAAGAAUUAGGUGAUAAUGGAGUGUUUUUCUAUCCCGUGUUUCCGUCGUCUGCAUUCCGACAUGGCAUGUCCGUGUUCACCAGUAGUUCCAUGUCAUAUUUGUCACUUGCUAAUAUCACUGGGCUACCUGCUACUACAAUACCAGUGGGUUUCAUCGAGAAUGGAUUACCUAUUGGGAUUCAGGUGAUGGCCGGGAAAAAUCAAGACCGUCUGUGUUUGAGUGUUGCCAAAGAGCUUGAGACUGUUUUCGGGGGUUGGAUGUCACCGUACUAAUUUUUUUAUUUUUAAAAAUUUUAAUUUAAUUUUAAUUGAUUUUUUACUUGUUUAUCAAUAGAAUAGGUAAUAAAUAUUUUAAUUUUGAAA